Molecule: messenger RNA, 417 nt
Organism: Eurytemora carolleeae
Lineage: Eukaryota; Metazoa; Arthropoda; Copepoda; Calanoida; Temoridae
Product: phosphatidylcholine:ceramide cholinephosphotransferase 2
Exons: 4
Coding region: 40-402 (120 amino acids)
Biological process (GO): sphingomyelin biosynthetic process; ceramide biosynthetic process
Cellular component (GO): Golgi membrane; endoplasmic reticulum membrane
Molecular function (GO): sphingomyelin synthase activity; ceramide cholinephosphotransferase activity
Source: RefSeq, a predicted model, not a curated record
GAGUGGGGUUUAGCUGGCACUGAAUAUAUUAUUAUUGUGAUGACGCUUACUGCCUUUACACUUGUUCUUAUUCACAAACACAGGAUGAUUGUUUUUCGAAGGAUAUUUCUAAUGGUUGGAAUGCUUUAUUUCUACAGGGGAAUAACAAUGUACAUAACUGUACUGCCUAAACCUGAUACAACAUAUUACUGCUCACCUAAACUCAAUCAUUCAAUUACAUUUAUAGACUCGCCUAGAAAUUGGAUAAUAUUUCACGGCAUUGCACUCUGCGCACUCGUGACGGGAGUCGUCUUCCUUUUGCUUGGACGCGGACAUUACUCCAUUGAUGUCUUUAUAGCUUAUUGGGUCACAAGCAGGUACAGUGUUCCUACUAAACAUGAGGAUUUGAAGACGAGCAAGUAAUAUCGAAUAUGCAUU